Messenger RNA from Geosmithia morbida, 2646 nucleotides. RefSeq lists its product as uncharacterized. The transcript has 4 exons. The record is from RefSeq and is a predicted model, not a curated record. NCBI's taxonomy places the organism in Eukaryota, Fungi, Ascomycota, Sordariomycetes, Hypocreales, Bionectriaceae. The coding region runs from base 1 to 2646 and encodes 881 amino acids.
AUGGUCCUCAACAAGAAGAGUCUAUGGAAGCGUCGUGACAAGAACAGCAACGAGCCCGAGCUUGACGUCUUAUCCAUGACCUUCAACAUGCCGACGCGGAGGGACUUUGACAGAUCAGCAAAAAGACCGCAGUCUAAAGACGAGAACACAAAUGAGACUGACACGGAUGAAUCCAUGUAUAUAGAGUCAUCCUCGUCUUCGUCGCUGUCGUCGUCAUCCUCCUCCUCCUCUUCGAGCAUACAGGACAGUCCUACCUGGUCCGAGAAAGACGAUGAGCGGCCUUGCCUGAAGUACGUCGAGGAGGAAGACAAGUCCCCUCGCCGCGGAAACCUCGCAUCCGUUCGCCGUUCCAAGAGACACAAACGGUCCAAGGCGGUAUCUUUACCACCCAUCACCACUGCCAAGUUUCCCUCCUCCAAAGCACCCUCCACGCCUUCGACUACAGUCGCCACCCCGGGUUCUUCAAUGGUUUCGUCAGCUUCGCUGCUGGGGGCUCCCCUUUACAACGGUGGUGGGAUCGUCCUGCCAACAUACGGCCCGCCACCGGCCGAGUCCGCCUAUGUCCAAGUACCGCCGGGCUUUGCACAGGCUUACCAGCAAGCAAUGCCAAUGUUUGGUGGUCAGGGUCACUUCGCAGCUGCUGCUCCUCCGCAUCCUCAUCCAGUCUUUGCUCCAUGCCCCCCAUCUUGGACGCCACCAGUUGGUGGUAGUAGCAGCCAGAACCAGAUUCCCACAAUCCAACGGGAGCUUCAUCGCCUCCAGGCCCUGCUCGACGGCAAGAUUGCGGCUCUCGGUCUGCAUCCCGGCAGUGAAGACUUGCAGACCCAGGUCAGGAUGCUCCGCUCACAGAUAAAUACCAUCAUGGACAAGCAGCACGCCAGGGUUGGGGUUGGCAGCAACAGCCCGCGAAACAACAAGUCUACUUCGAUUGCAGAGCCACUGCCGACCAAGGAGGAGAUGUCGUCAGAAUCCAGAGAAGGGACGGCUCAAAACCGCCACCAGUGCUCGGGUUGUGGGAGCGUCCGCUCACGCAGAUAUCACCUCAAGCACCCACUCGAGCAGGGCAAGCCCAUCUUUCCCAACCUGUGUGAGUCGUGUCGCCACAGGGAGCACAGAAGAAGUGCCACGAGGUCGGGAGCCCAGCACAUCUGCUUCAGCUGCGGGAUAUACAGGUCCCAGAACUUCCAUAGGAAGCACCACAUCAUCCCCGGUGGCGGUAUGUUGCUCAACUACUGUUCGCGUUGCCAGGUUGAGAAACGUGCUGCCGAAGAGGCGGCAGCUACUGAAGAGGUGAAAGCUAAAGAGACGGUUGUCUCAUCUGAGCUUCAGUAUGAGCCCGAAGCUACAGAGCUUCAGAGGGGGGGGGAAGAAGAGGCCCGAGCUCCCAUCCGCCCCAACAGCCUUCCCAAGCGACACGCUUCCACCUCUUUGUCCCACGGUCCCAGCCAUAUCGACAGCCCUCCCAAGAGAGAGGCUUCCUCGUCUGCCCGGGGCCCGAGUCGCUACCGAGCUCCCUUUGUGGAAGACGGCUUGAGCAACAGUCUGUCUGACAAGUCGGACGUAAAGAAGCGCAGACUGCGCAGUGCCACUGCCACUGCCACUGCCAAUCCAUCCACGACCAAGCCCGACGACGACGAUGUUCUGCCCUCCGGGGCUCCAUCACCCUCCCGAUCCCACGGCGGCAUUAGCCCAUGCAACCUCACCGACUCCUUCAGCUCAGCAGGAAGCAAGACGGUCAAGUUCGACGACGAGACGACAGAAUAUGAGGACAAGACGGGAAGGCGGUCUCCCCCGCCGACGUCCUUCUCCCGGGGCGCAUUCAGCGGCUUCACCCCAAAGGACUUUCACACGGACAGCAAGGCAACGGGUGGGGAUGGGCUCAUUGACGAGAGCUUCCCGUCGUCCCGUCACUCGUUCCACCACCACCAGCAGUCGCCUCUCCGGAGCGCAUUCAGCUCCUUCUUCCGCGAUGCCCCGAGUGACUUUGGCGCGAGGAUGAGUCGUGCUACCACUUCGCAGCUCUCCGCCCCCCCUCACAACCCGGAGUCAACCCGCCACCACAAUCGCCGCCAAGAAGGUUUCGACGACGGCGGCGGCGGCGCUGGUCCUUGUUAUGGGCAGCAGCAGCAGCAGCAGCAGACGCGCCCGGCCUCACCGAUCUCGUUCUCCUGGACCGGCGGUGCCUUCUCGUCAGGCGGGCGAACAUUCUCCAACGGCCCGGGAACCGAGAGCGACGGUUUCUACUCCGGCUCAUCGCCCGAGCAGAAUCGCAACCAUGACUGUGCCCGGGGCAGGAGCAGGAUCAACAGCAACAGAGCCAGCAAGAACCCUUACUACACGCCUCCUCAGCCGACGCCGUACUUCUUCUUCAACACGACGAGUGCUUCUUCUGCUGCCGCCACUGCCGCCGCCACCGCCGCCGAGUCAAGCGGGUAUUAUGGUGAAGGCAGGAUGAAGAGGAAGAAGAAGAAGAAGAGGAAAAAUGAUUGCUAUUGUGAUGGUGACGAGAUGAUUUCUCAGCCGGAGAUUGAAGAGGCUGAAUCUGCCAUGUCUUCUCCCAUUAUUCUAGCCAAGCUGAUCGAUUAUCAUGUUAUUCCUGGACUCGAGUUGCCCGAGUCAGACUCUUCCGUGGGUGACUCUCCAUGA